AUGGCCGAUUUAGAGUCAGUUGCCAACAUUUUGGCACUUUCAGUAGUGGCGUCAUCUGCAAAGUCAGCAGAACAACAAUUGAAAGAACUAGAACGCCAAGAAGGGUUCGCACUUACCCUAUUACAUACUGUUGCAUCGACAAACUUGCCAUUAUCUACCCGAUUAGCUGGGGCUUUGUUCUUUAAGAACUUCAUUAAAAGAAGAUGGGUCGAUGAGAAUGGGAACUACUUAAUUUCGACUAAUGAUGUAGAGCUUAUAAAAAAGGAAGUUAUCCGAACCAUGAUCCAAUUGCCCAACAACUUGCAGGUUCAGAUCGGUGAAGCAAUAUCUGUAAUUGCCGAAUCUGAUUUUCCGCAUAGGUGGUCAACAUUAAUGGAUGACCUAAUAUCAAGACUUUCAGCAGAUGACAUGGUAACCAAUGCUGGCGUUUUGAACGUUGCACACUCCAUUUGUAAAAGAUGGAGGCCUCUUUUCAGAUCAGACGAGCUUUUCCUUGAAAUUCAAUUAGUGUUAGACAAAUUUGCUGUCCCAUUUUUAACAUUGUUACAAUCAGUUGAUCAGCAGAUACAAGACAAUAGCUCGAAUAAGGCACAAUUGAGUAUUUUAUUUGAUGUACUUUUACUGUUAGUAAAACUUUACUACGACUUGAACUGUCAGGAUAUCCCCGCAUUUUUCGAAGAUAACAUGUCCGUUGGGAUGUCCAUUAUGCAUAAAUAUUUGAACUAUCAGAAUCCGUUGCUGGAGGACGAGAAUGAAGACGAUGAGGCAAGUGUCCUAAGCAAAGUCAAGGCUUCAAUUGCAGAACUAAUACAACUCUAUAUCUCCAGAUACCAAGAAGAAUUUGACCCAAUGGUGGAUAACUUCAUUCAAACCACAUGGAAUCUAUUAACCUCGUUGACCUCACAGGCAAAGUACGAUACUUUGGUUUCGAAAUGUAUGACUUUUAUGACUGCAGUAGCAAGAGUUCCAAAAUAUUUUGAACUCUUUAAUACAGAAGCUGCCAUGGAUUCCAUCGUGAAAGAAAUCGUCUUACCUAAUGUUUCUUUAAGAGAAUCUGAUGAAGAACUCUUUGAGGAUGAUCCAAUUGAGUACAUUAGAAGAGAUUUGGAAGGCUCAGCUUCAGAUACUCGUAGAAGGGCUUGUACUGACUUCCUUAAGGAACUUAAAGAAAAGAAUGAAUCGCUUGUUACUAACGUUGUUAUGGGUCAUAUAAAGAAAUUUUUCGAGGAGUACAACAGUAACCCAUUUGUUAACUGGAAACAGAAAGAUUUGUGCUUGUAUCUCUUCACAUCACUUGCAAUUAAUGGAAAGGUGACAAAUGCUGGGGUGACGUCCACAAACGUAAUGCUUGAUGUUGUGGCCUUCUUUAAGUCUGAUGUUAUACCUGAUUUACUAAACGACCAAGCACAUCCAAUUCUAAGAGUUGAUGCUAUCAAGUAUGUCUAUGUGUUCAGAAACCAAUUGAGUAAAGAGCAACUAAUAGAAAUCUUACCAGUCUUGGCGAAGUUCUUGCAACAUAAAGAGUACGUCAUAUACACAUAUGCUGCAAUUACAAUUGAGCGUAUUUUUUCGAUGAGACAAUCGACAGUUUCCAACUUGCUAGUAUUCUCAAAGAACGAUAUUUCUGGAAGCUCGGAACUUCUUUUGACAAAUUUAUUCAAUUUGAUUUUGAAGCAAGGCGUGUCACCUGAAAAAUUAGCCGAGAAUGAAUUUCUAAUGAAAACCGUCCAUAGGAUUUUAUUGACAGCCGAAAACUCAUUGGGGCCCUUUGCAUUAACAGUUCUCAACCAAUUGAUUGAAAUUUUGAAAAUUAUCUCUAAGAACCCAUCAAACCCAAUAUUUACACAUUACUGUUUUGAAUCUAUCGCUGUUAUCAUAAAGUAUUAUCAUGAGAAUUUAUCCACGUUGAUUGACGUAACUAUGCCAGUAUUUUUAACAAUUUUAUCUGAUGACAUACAGGAGUUUAUUCCCUACGUUUUCCAAAUUAUGGCCUAUAUUUUGGAGCUCCUACCGGCCGGUUCAGCAAUUCCACCUUCAAUUAAACAAAUUAAUGAAGCGUUGUUGUCUCCUGCCGUUUGGGAACUUGGUGGUAUUAUUCCGGCUGCUACGAGGUUAUUGAAAGACUUCAUCAAAAUUGACCAUUCUGUAUACACUGAUUUAGUUCCUGUUUUAGGUGUUUUCCAGAGACUAAUUUCGUCUAAAAGUUACGAUAUACAUGGGUUUGAACUUUUGGAGUAUAUUUUCACUUUUAUGCCAUCAGAAAGGUUGCAACAAUAUUUGAGACAGAUUGCAGUUUUAUUACUGCAAAGACUUCAAAACUCAAGAACUGAGAAAUAUCUCAAAAAAUUUGUUGUGUUUUUGGGCGUCUUAUCAUGUAAAUUGGGAUCAGAUUUUGUUGUUCAAUUUAUUGAUGGAGUACAAGAUGGCUUAUUCCAACAAAUAUGGACUAAUUUUGUUGUUGAAACAGUUUCCAAAAUCGGAAACCUCAUGGAUCGUAAAAUAGUAUUGGCUGGUACUCUAAAUACUGUCAUAUCUGGUAAUAUAUUUGCCACCAAAUACAGUUCCCUAAUAGUUCCAACGAUAGAUAUAAUCGUUAAAACAGCAAAUUCUGAAAGCAUUGCUAAUGCUCAUUCAGAAUUACUUGAUUAUGAUGCCACAGAAGAAAUUACCACAUUUGGUUCCAGUUUUAGUAGAUUGUCGAGUAUUAUAGAAAAGCCAUAUGAUCCUUUACCCGCUGUAGAUGUCCACAAUGGAAUAAGAAAAUACAUUGGUGAAGAGUUACUCAAAUUUGAUCAGAACGCUGCUGGAAACUUCUUGUCUCAAAUCCAGUCUCAAUUAUCUGAAGACGGGAAAAAUGCAUUAACAAAAUUAUGUGCUCGAUAG
Kluyveromyces marxianus DMKU3-1042 is the source of this 2883-nucleotide messenger RNA. RefSeq names its product importin-alpha export receptor (gene CSE1). Gene Ontology annotation, cellular component: cytosol; nuclear envelope. The record is from RefSeq and is a predicted model, not a curated record. Gene Ontology annotation, biological process: protein import into nucleus; protein export from nucleus. The transcript has a single exon. NCBI's taxonomy places the organism in Eukaryota, Fungi, Ascomycota, Saccharomycetes, Saccharomycetales, Saccharomycetaceae. Bases 1 to 2883 code for a protein of 960 amino acids. Gene Ontology annotation, molecular function: nuclear export signal receptor activity; small GTPase binding.